UCGAUAUCAUUUGCCAGCAGUCGUAGUUCGUGUCGGGUAUUGUUUUUAUUUUGUAUUAAUUUGUAAAGUUUCAUCUGUUAAUUGCUUAAUUGGUCACUGUUUAUUAUAUAUUGCAAUAAAAGUGCAAAACAUUCUUUGUGGUACGCAUAACCGCAUCGGUUGCCCUGUGCUAACGAAAGCUAAUUAAAUUACACAAAGACAAAGCAUCUCUGUUUGUCUGUCUGUCUGUCUACGUCAUUGCUAUUUUCGUACAAACACUACUAUCUACCUACAUAUAUUAUGGAGCACCAACAACAGCAAACACCGCCAGUGGGAGAGGAGCAGCUGGACAUUGAGGACAGCAUGAAGCAUUGCUUUGAGAACCUCAUUGUCAUCGAUGUAGGUGCAAAUUUGACCAACAAAAAGUAUAGCCGUGAUCUGGAUUCCGUCGUUCAAAGAGCAAGAGACGCAGGUGUUCAGAAACUAAUGGUACACGGCACAUCGGUCAAAUCGAGCAAGGAAGCAUUGCGUCUUUCUCGCAUUUAUCCCGACAUUAUCUAUUCGACUGCUGGCAUACAUCCGCACGACUCAAAGUCAAUUGUGGAGGAGCCGUCCACAUGGUUUGACUUUGAGCAUAUUGCACAGGCGCAGGAGUGCGUGGCGAUUGGUCCAUGCGGCCUGGACUAUCAGCGCGAUUUCUCCGAGCCGGAUGUGCAAAAACAGAUAUUUGCUAAGCAAUUGCACUUGGCAAUUCAUCUAAAGAAACCUCUGCUGAUACACGAGCGAUCGGCUCAGCAUGAUGUACUCGAAAUACUCGACUCCUUCGAGAAUCUACCGCCUGUUAUCAUCAGAGGUUUCAUGGGCACCGCUGAAGAGGCGCUCAAGUAUCUGGAUCGCAGAUUUUAUAUCAGCUUGACUGGGUAUUUGUGCAAGGAUAAAUCUGAUACUGGCGUGCGCCGGCUGCUCGAUAAUGGAACGCUGCCAUUGGACAGGUUGUUGGUGGAAACAGAUGCACCAUUUAUGUAUCCCAAUACACGAGCUUCUAAGCUGCCGCAGCAUGUGAAGAGUGGCAUUACUGAACGCUCGUUGUUAUAUUUACACAGAUAUUGCACCUUUCAACGCAAUGAACCGUGUAGCUUGCCAGCAAUUGUGGAAAUGAUUGCAGCUUUUAUGAAGAAAACACCAGAUGAAGUUGCCUUGGCCACUGCAUUCAAUGCCUUAAAGCUAUUUGGCUUGUCCUAAAUAAGGUGCAACCAUUUUAAUAUAUAUUUUUAUCGAGCCUGAGAUUCACACGAUAGACUCACAUAAUGUGCCUUAAAUACUAAUCGAAUUCAGGAUGUGCUAAACCCUGACAACACACAUACACACACGCAAUCGAACUCCAUCCACACACACACUCAUACAACUACGACGCAUUCGCAUGCGACUUGCAAGAAAAACUUCAUAAUUCUCCCUCCUAUAUUAUUUAUAUUAUAACUGCGAAUUUUUGUUUGUAUGCAAAUUUUGCAAACGUAGCCUUAAGUUGUUUGGUAAGCAAUGGCUUUGUUUACAACCAAAAUCGGUGCCAAGGUGGUGCCAAGUGAUGCGAAGGUGUUGUCAGAUACGCAAAAUCAAUUUGCGCCUGUGCUCCUCUGUUUCACACCAUACGAAGCGUGCGCUUCGUGACUGUUAAAAUGCUGCAGCUUUUAGUUAUUUUCAUUGUGUUAGAGUUUUUCGUACAGAUAUUUUGUCUAUACUCCUAAGAUGUCUUGUUUAGUUAGGAUUCCUGUUUUGUGUACCAAUCUUGUAGGUGUUUCAUUUAGUUUUAUAAUACUUUUGUAAAUAUUUAUUUUUGUUGUUCGUUGCGGAGAUGAUGAUGAUGA
This is a messenger RNA of Drosophila hydei, 1841 nucleotides long. RefSeq names its product 3'-5' ssDNA/RNA exonuclease TatD. The transcript is spliced from 4 exons. Gene Ontology annotation, molecular function: single-stranded DNA 3'-5' DNA exonuclease activity. Gene Ontology annotation, cellular component: cytosol. NCBI's taxonomy places the organism in Eukaryota, Metazoa, Arthropoda, Insecta, Diptera, Drosophilidae. The coding region runs from base 280 to 1221 and encodes 313 amino acids. The record is from RefSeq and is a predicted model, not a curated record.